CAAAAGAUCCGGGAAUGUGGCAUCCUAUCAAGAAGUUCUUGGCUAGAGAAGGGUACUACCUCCUUGUUAAAGUGAGAAAACAACUGAAUUCAGGGGCUUCUUAACCAAGUGUUUACCUGGCGUACUGCGGUGGUACUUAGUACUGUGCUCACACCUUGAAGAAGUGGAAGGUGCUUUUGCCUUCUAGUAAGAGACCGGCAAGAUGAUUGACCUGAGCUUUCUCACGGAUGAGGAGCAAGAGGCGAUUCUGGAAGUGCUCCAGCGGGAUGCCCAUCUGAAGAGAAUGGAAGAGGAGAGAAUCAGGCAGUUACCUGAAAAAGUCAAAGAUGACAACCAGAUCAAGAACAUGAGCGGGCAAUGGUUUUAUGAAGCCAAGUCCAAGAGGCACAGAGAUAAAAUCCACGGCGCGGACAUCAUUCGUGCAUCUAUGAGGAGGAAGCCCUUGACAGCAGCGGAGCGGAGUCAGAAUAAGUCUGGCAGAAAAAAGAACAGUUGGGUGAACAAUGUCAAUAAAGAAGUCCUCGUGACCCCGGAGCCAUUUGGUGCUUUAGAGGAGACAGAAGGGGAAUCGAAAUCUAGUCCGAGUCCUACAGUGUUUGGCAGAGAGGCUAGUGUGUUAGCCGCACCCCAGGAAGACACAAAGAAGUCAGCUGUAUCACCAUCAAAGGAAAGGAAGAAUCCAUUUAACAAAUCAAGCCUGUUAGAAGACGAUGCAAAAAGUCAACACUCUGAACAUGGAGUUUCUGGUUCAUCAGAGGCAUCAAAGAAGGAUCCCCCUUUGCCUUCAGUAGAAAACCAACCCGAGGUAAACAUAACAAACAAAGAGCAGGCUUCUGUACAGCCGAACGAUCCACAGAGACAGGCGGGGAAGCCUCCCGUACCAAAAGCUAGGAAGAACGUCCACAAGACGUCCGACGUCGGCGUGAAGAGCGACGAUUCGUUCCCCCAAGUGUCUAGAAGGAUCAAGCCAGGUAACGGCCAAGGGACGCCGCCCAGGGGCAUCUUGAAGCGCAACUCGAGUUCAAGCUCCACCGAUUCCGAAGUGCUCCGCCUUAGCCAAACGGUGGACCCCCCCUUUAAAAACGGGCUGCCUCCUUCGACGAUCCUCGAAGGGGUGGCGGAUAAGAACAGCCCCCCCAGAAGGGAGCUGGAAGGAUUUUCUCAAAACUCUUUGGAAAGAUCGAAGCAGGUCAGAUUCUCUUCCAGCGUGAGUAGGAAGGAACGCCCGCCCAGCCUUGAGUUGCACGAGGGGAAGGAAUCGGGGGAGUUCAGCUUGUUAGACUCAGACUACGGGAAGCCAAGUGACAACCAAGUGUCCAGGUUAGGCGCCUGUCAGAAUGAGCAGACUCCUCCGAUAAACCCAUCGCCCUUCCGUUCUAUAGACAUUAAUGGCCACAGUGAGGAUCAGGCUAUGCCAAAAGAAGGAACGGCGGAUCCAAGUUCUUAUAACGCGGAUAGGCCGGGCCAACCACCCGAAACCUUGCAGUCCCAGAAAAGCCCACCUGCCAAAUGUAGAACUCCCAGUGACUCUUCCAGCAAGAUCUUCCCAAAGGUCGUGGAAGAGCGAAGGGCUGCUGAAGCAAAGCUUGAAAUCAAAACUGGACCUCGGAGCCCUGCGCCAGACGUCCCACAAAGCUCCGCUGGUCAGCAGCUGCCUUUGGCUAAUACGGAAGACCCCCGGGCCCCAAGCGCCGUCUCCACAGACCUUGAACAAGGUUCGGCAGAAGACCCAAACCCUGUUCUGGAGGCUUUGAAAAGGAGUUCAAAUAGGCAAAUUCCUUCCAAAAGUCUAGAGGACAUACCAUCAGCCACAUCAAAUGAAGGAAAAGUAAACACUCGAAAGGAAGACUUAGUGCUUAGUGCCGAAGAUGAUCAGAAAGCCGGCCGACCGCGCACAACCACACCAGGAAUCUCCACAGCACCUUCUUUCCCCGUUAACCAGUUCUCCAACCCAGAGAAAGUCAAAGGGAUGAGCAAAUCGGUUCCUACGUUUCUACAGGAGGAGAGUGAUGACAGAGAGACAGACACAGCGUCAGACAGCAGUUACUCACUUGGCAGGAUCAAGAAGAGCCCAAGUUCCCUAACCAAUCUUAGCGGCUCUUCUGGCUUGGCAUCCUUGUCUUCUGUAAGCACGAGCGUGAUGAGUGUCUACAGUGGGGACUUUGGCAACGUGGACGUGAAAGGGAAUAUUCAGUUUGCCAUCGAUUACGUGGAGCAGCUGAAGGAGCUCCAUGUUUUCAUCGCCCAGUGCAGGGACUUAGCAGUGGCAGAUAUUAAGAAGAACCGUUCAGAUCCGUAUGUGAAGAUUUAUCUGCUGCCAGAGAAAUACAAACUGGGCAAAAGAAAGACCUCGGUGAAGAAGAAAACGCUGAAUCCUGUCUAUAAUGAAAUACUGCGGUAUAAAGUCGACAAGGCCCUUUUGGCAUCCCAGAGGCUGAAUAUCUCAGUGUGGCACCACGACACUUUUGGACGCAACAGUUUUUUGGGCGAAGUAGACAUUGACUUGGGCGUGUGGGACUGGGAUGACCGGCAGAACAAGCAUAUGAUCUGGUACCCGCUUAAGCCUCGAGCUCCAUUGGCUGCUCUGGAGCUGGAGAACCGAGGAGAGAUGAAGCUAGCUCUCCAGUAUAUCCCACACCCUGUAGGAGGUAAAAAACCUUCAGCCACUGGAGAAGUCCACAUUUGGGUGAAGGAAUGCGGUGACCUCCCAAUACUCAGGGGCAAUAAGCUCAACUCCUUCGUUAAAUGUACCAUCCUCCCGGACACAAGUAGAAAAAGCCGCCAGAAAACGAGAGCUGUGGCCAAGACAACCAACCCGGUGUUCAACCACACGAUGGUCUACGAUGGCUUUAAGCCUGAAGAUUUGAAAGAAGCUUGUGUAGAACUUACCGUCUACCACAACAAGCUGGUGAAUCACUUUGUGGGCGGCCUCAGGAUAGGACUUGGAACAGGUAAAAGCUACGGCACUGCAGUAGACUGGAUGGACUCCACGUUAGACGAAACCAGCUUUUGGGAGAGGAUGAUCAAUUCACCGGACCAGUGGGUUGAGGACACCCUGCCGCUAAGGAUGCUAACGAUAGCAAAAAUGGCAAAGUAGUGCCAUGCUCUGAUUAUUCGCGUCCAGUUUGCGUGGCUUGCUGCGGCUGAAGUGUACAGAAGAGCUGGGCAAAGGAUAACAGGCACAGACUUUGGAGCAAAUUUCUUCCUGGCGUAAAUCAAACAGAGGGCCUCUGUGCUUGCAAACUAUUUGUGGGUUUGGGUUUUUUUUUUUUUACUGCUGUAGGCUUUUAAAAAUACACAUUAACCUCUGCCUACUUGCAGGUACUAUUUAAAACGUUAAAACUCCUUAAUCUUUAAUAAAGAUUAAUUAAAGAAUAAAAUAUAAAAUGUAUUUAAAAUGUCAUGUACAGUUUUCUUGUGUGGCCGCACUGAAUAAGGAAAGACGAAAAGGUUGGCGUUUUGUUAAAUAGGCUACAUCUGCUCACGCUGUCUCUCUCUCUCUGCUUCUGACGCCCUUUUGUUCCCGAGAUCAAUAUGUAGAUAUACCCAGCAGUGUGGUAGCAUGCUAGAUAGCGGGCACAAAGGCAAGUGGUGAUAACUAGAUUUAAGUUUUAGGUUUUUUGGGGGGUGAGGGUCUUAGGCAAGAAUCGGAUGUUACAGUAGAACAGUUGAUAGAAAGCUACCAAACAACCACUCCUGUGUCUCGUCGUCUUCAUCUGAAUAUCUUGGGAUGCUCAGUGUUUGAUGUGAUGCCACUGUUAACCCUACGAAUUUCCCUUCACUUAGUUUAAGUGGCUGCUGCUUCCGGAGAUACAGAAACUGAAAAGUAUUGAUGAUCCUGAGUCAUGUACUGAGCAUCCCUAGAGAAGAGACAGAGACGCAGGGCUGCCAUUUUCAGUGGCAGCCUCACCUCUGCUAUUACCAUAUAGUUUCUGCCUUGGGUACUUUCACCUUGGAUGAUUCAUAUGGAAUGGCGAAUUCUUUAAAAAAAUUGUCUUGGCAGAGAGUUAAAGAUAGGUGACCUUUUAGAUUGUACAUUGUACAUGUUGUAUAUAGUAUCGAUCUUUCACUAACAACUUCGAAACCAGAUUCCCUCCCUGCAUAUACAUGCACUCACAAACACACAAAAGUGAUGAGCCUCUCUCAUUGGGUUCAGACAUAAUUCUCUAAUCUUUCCAUUAACUGCAUUUCUGGUUUAAUUAUUGGUGAAUUUUUAAAAGUCCGAUUUUAAAAAAAUUCCUGGUACAUUAUUUGCCACUUGUGCUUAUGUGUUCCUCGUACUCUGCUGCCCCCAACUGAACGACGCGGGAAUUGUCCGAAACAGGAGUGGAAAUGUGUUAUAUCGAACUGUGUGUGAUCAGAGAUACAAAACUUUGUUGUAUACUGUUCUUAAACUCAAAUGCCUAUUAAAACUACAUGUGUGCUCAA
Molecule: messenger RNA, 4428 nt
Organism: Gekko japonicus
Lineage: Eukaryota; Metazoa; Chordata; Lepidosauria; Squamata; Gekkonidae
Gene: SYTL2
Product: synaptotagmin like 2
Biological process (GO): exocytosis; intracellular protein transport
Cellular component (GO): plasma membrane; exocytic vesicle
Molecular function (GO): neurexin family protein binding; small GTPase binding
Source: RefSeq, a predicted model, not a curated record